AUGCCUCGUCAAAUCAACGACAUUAAGCUCUUCUUGGAAAUUGCCCGCAGAAAGGACGCUUCCUCUGCUCGCAUCAAGAAGAACCAGAACAAGGAGAUUAAGUUUAAGCUUCGUUGCUCCAAGUACUUGUACACUCUUGUCGUCGCUGAUGCCAAGAAGGCUGAGAAGCUCCGUCAAUCCCUUCCUCCAGGACUUGUCGUUACUGAGGUCUCCAAGAAGGCCAAGUAG
Messenger RNA from Schizosaccharomyces japonicus yFS275, 228 nucleotides. RefSeq names its product 60S ribosomal protein L38. The record is from RefSeq and is a predicted model, not a curated record. Gene Ontology annotation, cellular component: ribosome. The coding region runs from base 1 to 228 and encodes 75 amino acids. The transcript is spliced from 3 exons. NCBI's taxonomy places the organism in Eukaryota, Fungi, Ascomycota, Schizosaccharomycetes, Schizosaccharomycetales, Schizosaccharomycetaceae. Gene Ontology annotation, biological process: translation. Gene Ontology annotation, molecular function: structural constituent of ribosome.